AUGGAACUACGACAAGUAAGGUUUUAAAUUAAAAAUUUUUUUAUGUUUUUAGGGUAGUUGGUUCAGGCUAGAGGUAAAAGACGACAAGGAUAUGGCAUUUUUAGAUUAGAUCGUGAUUUUCUGACCGUUUUUGACUUAUAAUGGGCUGUUUUGCUAGUUUUUGGCUUCGGCUGUCCGAUUUUUGUCGAUUUUUAGAUCAGCGGUGCCUCUUUACUCAUUUGCCUUGCUAUACCGUGCCAUUCUGGCCAAAUUUCCAUUAAUCUUACAUAAAACUUAUCCUUAGUGUUUCAGAUUCGUGCAGAAACGGACGAAAAAUGUCAGACACAAAAGCUAAUUGCCAAUUACUAUCGGCUCAACAUAUCAGCUCCAUUCGUUUACAUCUACGACUUUUUUGUCAAACAAAACGGAACGAUAGUAAGGAAUCCACAAAAGUUGAGAGAGCUCUUCUACAAAGUCAUGGCCAGUGACUGGAAAUUAGAGAAGUAUGUCAGCCGAACAGUUUUUGACGAACAGCACACGAUAUACAGCAUGGAUCAACUGCCAUUUGUCACAAAGGCUUUCAAAUUUGGCAGCAUGGUAAGGCUCAUAGUAAAUAUUGAAAAAAGAGCUUAAAUUUAAUGAAAUUUUAGUUAAAGUGCUUAAAUUUGAUGGUUUAAAGGGCUAAUAAUUUGAAAAAAGGCAAAAAUUUAGAGAAAAAUUUUAAAUUUAAACCUUUUUCAAGGCAUUUUUAGUUGUUUAAAGUAGUAUAAUAUGUUCUUUUGGUAUGUAUGUUAUUGUACUGGGAUGAGUUUGAGAUGAAUUUUACAUUUUAUACAAUUUCAGACAGUUACUAUAGAAGAAAAGGGACGUUUAGAAAAGAAACGUGAUGGCAGCUUAAGGCCAGAACAUGUUGGAUUGUACCAGGCUGUGUUAACGAACAGAUUAAGGCAGUAAGUAGUCUUUUGGUAUCAUUUGUGGAUUUAAAAGUAGUACCCUACCCCCCCCAUUUUUUGAAUUUUUAAGAUGGGUGGGGGAGGGUAGUCAAAAAAUUUUUUUUGUUUUUGAAGAAUUACGAGGACAUGAUGGGUGAAUAAAAAUCGCAUUUUGAAGCCCAGGGGAGAGCAGGGCAGGUAUAUUAAGUCAUUCAAAUAAUUUCGUGCCCUCUCUCAAAACAAAUUUUUGGGGUUAAGAAGGUCAGAAUUAUUUGAAAAAUCUGGUGUUAUCGUUUUUAUUUUUGUUACAGUAAAUAGUUUUUCUGUUACAGUGAUUCAUCGCAUUUUGGAAAGGCACCAUAUGGAGGUGUUCGACUACUUCCUCAGCGUUUUUCGCCUCGACAAGAGGUCAAAUAUGGCUGA
Messenger RNA from Bursaphelenchus okinawaensis, 1334 nucleotides. The record is from the annotation of a GenBank genome assembly. NCBI's taxonomy places the organism in Eukaryota, Metazoa, Nematoda, Chromadorea, Rhabditida, Aphelenchoididae.